GCUCCUAUAGAUCCACCUGUUCACGCGCGUGCCUUUCAUCUUCUCCCUCCCCGAAGCCAGACGAAUGGAUCCGGCAUCGGCGCGCAUCCUCUGCAUUGUGUUGCGCAUCAACUCCUCCAUGUUGCGGCUUGUUUCGUUUGUAUUUUGCUAUUUUUAAAAAAAGGGACAUGAUCCUGGCGGUGGAGGCAGUCAUCACAGCCGCCGAACAUCAACCCGGGUUGGGAUUCUGACUCACAACACCACCGCUGCUUCACAGACGCAGUGGACGGUUUAUUUUUUUUAUUAUUUUUUUACAUUAUUUUAUUUGUAUUAUUAUCAUUGACAUAGGAGAAGUCAUGGUACCGGUACCGUGUCGUGUUCUUGUGGCAGCGUGACAACUUUAUUGUUUAAACCGCAGCCCCCCCAUCUUUUUUUGGGGGGGGAUAUUUUAUAAAUGGGAUCGAGCUUUUUGUGGGAAAUUCCCCGCCGUUUUGUGUCCCAAUUAUGUUCACUUUUGCUGCCUUCUGCUACAUGCUGUCUCUGGUUCUCUGCGUGUCACUCAUCUUCUUCGCAAUAUGGCAUAUAACAGCGUUUGAUGAGCUCCAGGCUGACUUCAAGGUGCCAAUCGAUCAAGGCAAUCCACUUCAUGCGAGGGAGAGACUGCGAAACAUCGAGAGAAUUUGUAACCUGCUGAGAAAGUUGGUGCUACCGGAGUACUCGAUCCAUGUACUCUUUUGUAUCAUGUUCCUGUGUGCCCAGGAAUGGCUGACUGUGGGCCUCAACAUCCCCCUGCUCUUCUACAACACUUGGAGUAGGUACUUCCAUUCCCCGACGGACACCAAGGAGUUGCUCUACGACCCGGCAUCGGUGAUGAACGGCGACACGCUCAAGUUCUGCCUGAAGGAGGCCUGGUGCAAGCUGUCCUUCUUUGUCCUUUCCUUCUUCUACUAUCUCUACUGUGUGUGGAACCUGGAAAUAUCCCUCUAAUAGGUCUUAUCAGUGGGAACACUCACAAGUAUGAUCUACUCCCUGGUUACCUCGUAACAACUGACUUCUGGAGAGACCUCUGGAUACACAAACUGCCAUAUUUACUACAGUUCUUUUUUGUACGAGAGACAAAACAAUGAUUUGUUCUUUUGGGGACAUACUUCCUGCUCGACGACAUACUGACGACAUACUAUAUAUAUAUAUAUAUAUAUAUGAACUCAAUCUGUCAUUUACAGUUUGAUUGGUCGUCGUGAGUCCAUCACUGCCUGGAAAACAUUUAUGACAUGAACACACACACACACACACACAUUGUUCUGGAGUGGUACAGUCACUUAAACGUACCGGUAGCAGCGAUGGUAGCACCCCCCCAGGUUGAAGAGCACAGUAACGUUUGCACAGUUUGUCUCAGGCACAGCAGGGGUGAAGAACCCGAGUACUGCCCCCCCGGCACAGCAUAGCUCCGCUUCGGAGCCUCACCCGUCGUAGCAACAGUGAGUCAGAAACGGGUGGGAUGGGUGGAUGAGUUGGAGCGCACUGCUAAAAGAAAAAAAAAAUGAAAAAAAAAACAGAAUUUUAAUGUACUCUUUGACAUUUGAACUCAAAACACUGAGUUUGUGUAUAGCAGCAAAUGCCUUCUUAUUGUUGUUUUCGGUGUUGUUCCACCAUGAGAAUCAUUUCGAAAAGACACAAUUACACACAUAUUGUUUGCACAAACGUUGUAGUUCAUCUUUCACAAUGUCAACGGCUGUGUUUUCUCGAGAUCUUGUAUGAUAAUCCAGCCACACAGGUGAAGGUCUUCCAGUGUGUACUAUGUACUUAAAACAGGGAAGCACAUGUUGUAUCUUUUCCAGCUCUGGUGAAGCAAGGGACCAAAUUGCCUUCUUCUUCUUCUUUGGUAAGGAUUUCUUCCAAUGUAACGACGAAGAAGAACGAAUGAAGCACAAAGAGACAUUGUCGACUACAAUCAGUGAGUCUUUUCUUCAUCCAGUAAAUGUAACAGUGAUUAUAGGCGUCACCUUCACGGACACGUUACACUGUUACACUGUACAGAACCAAUGCUUGCUACAAUACGUCAAAGUGAGAUAUUACAAUAACAAGGCAAGUGUACUAGUAAUUACUGCAUUUGGGAUAUAUACACUCCUAAACACAAUCUCAAGACCUAGGAAAACAUUUCAUUAAUGUUCAUGUUAAAGGUUAAAUAACUGUUAAUAGUUAUCCUCCCUAUCCGUGUGGAAGUGGUAAGUUUUUGGCGAUUUAAGUUGAAAGGAAAUAACUUGAAGGCUACCGUUUAGGUCGCUAGCUCUCUAGUUUGCGAGUUAGCAUGUGUCUCAAGACCCUGCAGUUGCGCAAUAUGUUGUAAAUAAAAAGAGUAUAAAUGUGACUAUAGUCGUGUUUUGUCAUGUCUACAGGGCUCUAAUAAUACUUUGUUCAUUUUAAUCUGAAAAAAAUAAUUUGUCUACCCACCAACUAUAUGUGGUUUCUUAAUUUUUAAUUAUUUGCCGUUUUAUUAUUAUUAUUAUAUUUAUUUAUUACUGAUUGAUUUUCUUUAUUCUUGAUUUGUUUAUUUAUUUUUCAUCUUAUUUUGUGCAGAAAAAUAAAAAGUAAGAUAUUUGAGAACAGUGGAAUGUUUUAUCAGAGCUUUUGUAGAAAAUCGGAACCAAAGCACUGAAAAAGUUUGUAUAUUUUUCCGUUUUUAAUAAAUGCGUUUUGUUUUGUUUUUUGAAAAGGCCCAGCCUUGCCCAGACCCUAGCUCCAGUGGCCCCCAGGUAAAUUGAGUUUGAGACCCCUGGUAUACAGUAUAAAUACAGUUCGAUGUCGAUGAAAUGACACACCUAUAGUCACCUUUACAUUCCUAUUAUGCAUUGCUUACAUGUUAAGGUAAUAUAAUGUCAGGUAAUGUCAUGCCGUUUUGACUAAUAAACCAUAGUCUACUACGAAAUAAUUUCUGGAAAACGCGAUAUUCCCAGGGACAAUUUUAGAUCCAGUCUUAAGUUUAUGUUCAGGAGUGUAUGUCUUUGUCUCACAGGUACCUAAACACGACAAAUUUAUCCUUUACGUGUUGUAGCACUGUCCUAGUUUUACCCACAUACCCAUUCCCACCACCAUCCUGACGGAGGAGAUACAGUAUGAAGCCCUGCAUUUUCUACCCUUACUGUGUAUGUGAAUUUAGAUAUUGUUCAUGAAAUAAACUAUUUUAAAGUCAAUAGUAUGUUUUGUGUUCAU
This is a messenger RNA of Doryrhamphus excisus (bluestripe pipefish), 3189 nucleotides long. The record is from RefSeq and is a predicted model, not a curated record. NCBI's taxonomy places the organism in Eukaryota, Metazoa, Chordata, Actinopteri, Syngnathiformes, Syngnathidae.